CUGUGGGCAAUUUAGAAAGUUCAAAAAAUCCAUACCAGUGUAAAAUGAGCCAUUUUGAUUGAUGUGUUUCCAAUGAAUUUAAAAUGUGGAAAGGACGGCUAAUUGUCUUCUGUAAAUGAUCAUGAAGAAAAUAAUGCAUGUAAGCUAAGUGGAUGCCUCUUGGAUUAAGAAAUUGCAAAAAUAUUUUUUCACCUGCUCUGUUGAUAAAGCACAGUGAUUAACAGAUUUAGUUUUCAGUGUGAGUAGCAAGACUUCAAAGGCAUUCAUUGAGUAAUGCAAAAAUGCUCCAAUGCAGAAACAUUUUACACAGCAGGAACUUAAGUCCAUGUGUACAGCAGGCUGCUCACAUGGUGAAAAACAAAACAACACCGCCCCCUGCCCUGCUCUCCCCCGGCCUCCUCCCUGCUCCAUUGACAUGCAUAGCUGGCCUGGUAGGUGUAAAAAUAGACUGGCAGCGCCUGAAUUGGAAGUAGCCACUGAAUGCAGCCUGCAGUUGCUGGGGUUUUGAGUUCUCUCUGGCACCAGCAAGUCAGCCAGCAGAUGGGGAGAACGGGUGAGGGGCAUGGAGGGGAACUGAUUGUCCACCUUAGUGUCCCCCUGGGAGUCCCGGACACGGCACAGAGGUGAACAACAGGACCGGGCCAUCACCAGCGGGGCCAGGACAUCUGAGAUGGGCAAUGCGGCUCUCUGCCCAUCUUGCCAUGCGGAUAAGAGCGUAAGGGCACAAGGACAGUUGCUGGAAUUGGAUAAGACCCCGGAUUACUAUGGCUGUCACUGUGAGGACACCAUCGAACCUGACAGGCGGUCUGACAGCAAUGCGAGCUUCCUCCGCGCUGCCAGAGCUGGGAACCUGGACAAAGUGGUGGAGUAUCUGAAGGGGGGCAUCGACAUCAAUACCUGCAAUCAGAAUGGACUCAACGCUCUCCACCUGGCAGCCAAGGAGGGCCACGUGGGGCUGGUGCAGGAGCUGCUGGGAAGAGGUUCCGCAGUGGAUUCCGCUACGAAGAAGGGAAACACUGCUUUGCAUAUUGCAUCCUUGGCGGGACAAGCAGAAGUCGUCAAAGUUCUUGUUAAGGAAGGAGCCAAUAUUAACGCACAGUCUCAGAAUGGCUUCACUCCCUUAUACAUGGCUGCCCAAGAGAACCACAUCGAUGUUGUGAAAUAUUUGUUGGAAAAUGGAGCUAACCAGAGCACCGCCACUGAGGAUGGUUUUACGCCCCUGGCUGUGGCUCUCCAGCAAGGACACAACCAGGCGGUAGCCAUCCUGUUGGAAAAUGACACCAAAGGGAAGGUGAGGCUGCCAGCCCUGCACAUCGCAGCCAGGAAGGAUGACACCAAGUCAGCUGCCCUCCUGCUUCAGAACGACCACAAUGCGGAUGUGCAGUCCAAGAGUGGUUUCACCCCUUUGCACAUAGCAGCCCACUAUGGAAAUGUCAAUGUGGCGACGCUUCUUCUAAACCGAGGAGCUGCUGUGGACUUCACAGCCAGGAAUGGAAUCACUCCUCUGCAUGUGGCUUCCAAAAGGGGAAACACAAACAUGGUGAAGCUCUUACUGGAUCGUGGUGGUCAGAUCGAUGCCAAAACUAGGGAUGGGCUGACCCCACUCCACUGCGCUGCACGAAGUGGGCAUGACCAAGUGGUAGAGCUUCUGCUGGAGCGGGGUGCCCCCUUGCUGGCAAGGACCAAGAACGGGCUGUCUCCACUGCACAUGGCUGCCCAGGGGGACCACGUGGAGUGUGUGAAGCAUCUGCUACAGCACAAGGCGCCGGUGGACGAUGUCACCCUGGACUACCUGACGGCCCUCCACGUUGCUGCACACUGUGGCCACUACCGUGUCACCAAGCUCCUGCUGGACAAGAGGGCCAACCCCAACGCCAGAGCCCUGAAUGGUUUUACUCCACUGCACAUUGCCUGCAAGAAAAACCGCAUCAAAGUCAUGGAACUGCUGGUGAAAUAUGGGGCUUCAAUCCAAGCUAUCACAGAGUCUGGCCUCACACCAAUACAUGUGGCUGCCUUCAUGGGCCACUUGAACAUUGUCCUCCUUCUGCUGCAGAACGGAGCCUCUCCAGAUGUCACUAACAUUAGGGGGGAGACCGCACUGCACAUGGCGGCCCGCGCCGGGCAGGUGGAGGUGGUCCGGUGCCUGCUGAGGAACGGCGCCCUUGUGGAUGCCAGAGCCAGGGAGGAACAGACGCCUUUGCACAUCGCCUCUCGCCUGGGUAAGACCGAGAUCGUGCAGCUGCUCCUGCAGCACAUGGCCCAUCCCGACGCAGCCACGACCAACGGCUACACGCCACUGCACAUCUCCGCCAGGGAGGGCCAGGUGGACGUGGCGUCGGUGCUCUUGGAAGCAGGUGCAGCCCACUCCUUAGCCACCAAGAAAGGCUUCACUCCCCUGCACGUCGCGGCCAAGUACGGAAGCCUGGACGUGGCGAAGCUCCUCCUGCAGCGUCGGGCAGCAGCAGAUUCAGCGGGAAAGAAUGGCCUUACCCCGCUCCAUGUUGCUGCUCAUUAUGACAACCAGAAGGUGGCGCUGCUGUUACUGGAGAAGGGUGCUUCCCCUCACGCCACUGCCAAGAAUGGUUAUACUCCUCUACAUAUUGCUGCCAAGAAGAAUCAAAUGCAGAUCGCUUCCACACUCCUGAACUAUGGAGCAGAGACGAACAUCAUGACCAAGCAAGGGGUGACCCCACUCCAUCUGGCCUCACAGGAGGGCCACGCCGACAUGGUCACCCUGCUUCUGGAUAAAGGAGCCAACAUCCACAUGUCCACAAAGAGUGGGCUGACACCCCUCCACCUGGCAGCCCAGGAAGACAAGGUGAACGUUGCCGGUAUUCUCACCAAGCACAAGGCUGGCCUGGAUGCUCAUACGAAGCUUGGUUACACUCCUUUAAUUGUGGCCUGUCACUAUGGAAAUGUGAAAAUGGUCAACUUUCUUCUGAAGCAGGGAGCAAAUGUCAACGCCAAAACCAAGAACGGCUACACGCCCCUGCACCAGGCGGCCCAGCAGGGCCACACGCACAUCAUCAACGUCCUGCUGCAGCACGGGGCCAAGCCCAACGCCACCACCGCGAAUGGUAACACUGCCUUGGCAAUCGCUAAGCGUCUGGGCUACAUCUCCGUGGUCGACACCCUGAAGGUGGUGACUGAGGAGGUCACGACCACCACCACGACUAUCACCGAAAAACACAAGCUAAAUGUUCCUGAGACAAUGACUGAGGUUCUUGAUGUUUCAGAUGAAGAGGGUGAUGACACAAUGACAGGUGAUGGGGGAGAGUACCUGAGACCUGAGGACCUGAAGGAACUCGGUGAUGACUCUCUGCCCAGCAGUCAGUUCCUGGAUGGCAUGAAUUACCUGCGAUACAGCUUGGAGGGAGGACGCUCGGACAGCCUCCGAUCCUUCAGUUCCGACAGGUCUCACACCCUGAGCCAUGCGUCCUACCUCAGAGACAGCGCCAUGAUGGAGGACGCGCUUGUGAUUCCCAGUCACCAGGUGUCAACUCUAGCCAAGGAGGCAGAAAGGAAUUCUUAUCGCCUGAGCUGGGGCACUGAGAAUUUAGACAACGUGGCUCUUUCUUCCAGCCCAAUUCACUCAGGCCGCACCUCUCCAUGUCUUGACCGUGACAACAGCAGUUUCCUGGUUAGUUUUAUGGUGGAUGCCCGAGGGGGCGCGAUGCGAGGAUGCAGGCACAACGGGCUCCGUAUCAUUAUCCCCCCUCGGAAAUGUACAGCCCCGACUCGAGUCACCUGCCGGCUGGUCAAACGCCAUAGGCUGGCGACUAUGCCUCCGAUGGUGGAAGGAGAGGGCCUGGCCAGUCGCCUGAUCGAAGUCGGACCUUCUGGGGCUCAGUUCCUUGGUAAACUUCACCUGCCAACGGCUCCUCCCCCACUUAAUGAGGGAGAAAGUUUGGUCAGCCGCAUCCUUCAGCUGGGGCCUCCUGGAACCAAAUUCCUUGGGCCUGUGAUUGUGGAGAUCCCACACUUUGCCGCCCUUCGAGGAAAGGAGAGGGAGCUGGUGGUCCUGCGCAGUGAGAAUGGGGACAGCUGGAAAGAGCACUACUGUGAAUACACCGAGGAGGAGCUGAACGAAAUCCUCAACGGCAUGGACGAAGUCCUGGAUAGCCCCGAGGACCUGGAGAAGAAGCGAAUUUGCCGCAUCAUCACCCGGGACUUCCCCCAGUACUUUGCGGUGGUGUCUCGCAUCAAACAGGACAGCAACCUGAUCGGUCCCGAGGGCGGGGUGCUGAGCAGCACGGUGGUGCCCCAGGUGCAGGCUGUCUUCCCGGAGGGGGCACUCACCAAGCGGAUCCGAGUGGGCCUGCAGGCUCAGCCUAUGCACAGUGAGCUGGUGAAGAAGAUUCUAGGCAACAAAGCUACCUUCAGCCCUAUAGUUACUUUGGAACCCAGAAGAAGGAAAUUCCACAAGCCAAUCACCAUGACCAUCCCUGUCCCCAAAGCUUCCAGUGACGUCAUGUUGAAUGGUUUUGGGGGAGAGGCGCCCACCUUACGAUUACUAUGCAGCAUCACUGGUGGAACCACCCCUGCUCAGUGGGAAGAUAUUACAGGAACUACGCCAUUAACAUUUGUCAAUGAAUGUGUUUCCUUUACCACCAAUGUGUCUGCCAGGUUCUGGCUGAUAGAUUGUCGGCAAAUCCAGGAAUCCGUUCCCUUUGCAUCCCAAGUAUAUAGAGAAAUCAUCUGUGUACCAUAUAUGGCCAAAUUCGUAGUGUUUGCCAAAUCACACGACCCCAUUGAAGCCAGAUUGAGAUGUUUCUGCAUGACUGAUGAUAAAGUAGAUAAGACCCUUGAACAACAAGAAAACUUUGCUGAGGUGGCCAGAAGCAGGGAUGUGGAGGUAUUAGAAGGGAAACCCAUUUAUGUUGAUUGUUUUGGCAACCUGGUGCCAUUAACCAAGAGUGGCCAACAUCAUAUAUUCAGUUUUUUUGCCUUCAAAGAAAACAGACUUCCUCUCUUUGUAAAGGUACGUGACACAACUCAGGAACCUUGCGGACGACUAUCAUUCAUGAAAGAGCCAAAAUCCACGAGAGGCCUGGUCCAUCAAGCUAUCUGCAACUUAAACAUCACGCUGCCAGUCUAUACAAAGGAAUCAGAGUCAGAUCAAGAACAGGAGGAAGAGAUCGAUAUGACAUCAGAAAAAAAUGAUGAGACAGAGUCUACAGAAACAUCUGUCCUGAAAAGUCACCUGGUUAAUGAAGUUCCUGUUCUGGCAAGCCCGGACUUGCUCUCUGAAGUUUCUGAGAUGAAGCAAGACUUGAUCAAGAUGACGGCCAUCUUGACCACAGAUGGGCCUGGCAGGGCAGGGUCCAUGAAAGUGAAGGAGCUGGCGAAGGCAGCCGAGGAGGAGCCAGGAGAGCCUUUUGAAAUCGUCGAACGCGUCAAAGAGGACUUAGAGAAAGUGAAUGAGAUUCUGAGAAGUGGGACCUGCAGCCGAGACGAAGGCAGUGUGUCCAGUUCCCAGCUGGAGAGAGAAUUAGUGGACGAGGAAUGGGUUAUUGUCAGUGACGAGGAAAUAGAGGAGGCAAAGCAAAAGGCAGCUGUAGAAAUCACGGAGUACCCGUGCGUAGAAGUCAGGCUAGAGAAAGAGACCAAAGUGAAGGUAGACAAGGACCCAACUGGGCUCGUGAACUACCUGACUGAGGACCUAAAUUCCUUUGCGCCGCCUCACAAAGGGCGAACGGAUAGCGUUGGCGACAUGGCCGGGGACAGGCGUGAGGCCAUGUCUGAGCACCGAGGGAAGGGCGCUCCCCCGGACGAGACAGCAAGCACACAGAAACAGCUCAAACCCAGCCCAGGCAUAAAGAAACCGGUGCGGAGGAAAUUGAAAGAGAAGCAGAAACCCAAAGAGGAUCGUUUGCAAACUGGCGCCGAGAAAACCGAGUUUAAAAAAGGGAGUUCGGAAGAGUCACUGGACGAGGACCCCGGCCUCGCCCCUGAGCCUCUUCCCACCACCAAGGCCACGUCACCUCUGAUCGAAGAAACUCCCAUUGGCUCCAUAAAGGACAAAGUGAAGGCGCUUCAGAAACGAGUGGAAGAUGAACAGAAGGGUCGAAGCAAGUUGCCCGUCAGGGUCAAAGGCAAAGAGGAUGCCCCCAAAAAGCCAGUCCCCAGGACGCCGGCCUCUGCGUCGCCCUCUCUGAGGCACGGGCCCGUGUCCCCCUCCCCGAAAACAGAAAGACCUUCUCCCCUCUCCUCCUCUGCCAAAGCCGACAGGCAUCCUCCGUCCCCGUCAAACAAAACCGAGAAACACUCACCCGUGUCCCCUUCUGCAAAAACCGAAAGGCACUCACCCAUGUCAUCCUCCGGGAAGACGGACAAGCACUCCCCCGUGUCCCCCUCAACCAAAAACGAAAGACACUCCCCCGUGUCGUCUUCCACAAAAGCAGAGAGACACCUGCCUGUUUCGCCUUCAGGUAAAACAGACAAACGUCCCCCUGUAUCACCCUCCGGGCGGGCGGACAAACACCCACCGGUGUCGCCUGGGAGGACAGAGAAACGCUUGCCCGUGUCGCCCUCUGGCAGAGCGGAGAGGCAUCCUCCGGGCACCACCCCGGGGAGAACCGAGAAGCACCUUUCCGUGUCCCCUGCCGGGAAAACGGACAAGCAGCCCCCUGUCUCCCCCACCUCCAAGACGGAGAGGAUUGAGGAGACCAUGUCUGUCCGGGAGCUGAUGAAAGCUUUCCAGUCGGGGCAGGACCCGUCGAAACAUAAGACGGGACUCUUUGAGCACAAGUCGGCCAAGCAGAAGCAGCCCCCAGAGAAAGGCAAAGGUCGGCUGGAGAAGGAAAAGGGGCCGACGCCGACACACAGAGAAACCCAGAAAUCGGAGAGUCAGACAAUCAGGCGAGGCCAGAAGUUCCUGGUGACAGGCGCUUCGGAGUCCAAAAGGGGGCUCCGUGUCUCCUCCUUAGGGUUAAAGAGAGAGGAGGCCGCCGGAGAAAAGGAGAAAACUCUCAGCCACAAGCUGCCUGAGCCUGUUCCGUCAGCCCCAGAAGAGGAAAGCCAUAAAGAGAGCGAAGUCCCCAAAGACAAGCUGGCUGAGGACCAGGGGGACCUGGAUCUCCAGAUCAGCCCAGACAGGAAAACCUCCACGGACUUUUCCGCGGUCAUCAAGCAGGAGCUGGAAGACAAUGACAAAUACCAGCAGUUCCGCCUGAGCCAGGAGCCCGAAAAGGCCCAGAUUCACUUAGACCAAGUGCUCACCAGUCCUUUCAACACGACAUUCCCCCUGGAUUACUUGAAGGACGAGUUCCCCCCGGCUCUCUCUGCGCAGAGCGGGGCUCUCGACGGCAGUUCCGAAAGCCUCAAGCAGGAAGGGGUGGCCGCUUCUCCCUGCGGCAGCCUGAUGGAAGGGACCCCCCAGGUCAGUUCAGAGGAAAGCUAUAAGCACGAGGGCCUAGCCGAGACCCCUCAGACCAGCCCAGAGAGCCUUUCUUUCUCACCGAAGAAAGAUGAGGAGCAAACCGGGCAACCAAACGGAACUACCGAGUUAGAAGCGCCAGCAGAGGCCCACUCUGAAAAAGAACACCCCUUAGACAAAGACGUUUCCGCGGCUUCUGAGCCAGAUGCGGUGCCUGCGGGCCCAGAGCCUGCUGCAGAGAGCGUGCUCACAGAAGCCACACCAGACCCCGCCGAGGACGCGCACCCCGAGCAAGAGCGCCAUUGUCCUGGCAGCUGUAGCCUGUCGUUAGCAAAAGAAACCCAAGGACUGACGGGGGAUGAGUCCUGUGAUGAGGGACAACUUACGCACAUUAGCUCAGCCCACAAGACACAAACUGAGACUGGCCCUCGGGAAUCCACGACCCCAGAGCUCUCAGAGGAGACCAAGGCCUCAUCGCCACUGCCCGAUGCAUCUGUAAUGUCAGAGGCAGCAACGGGGUCUGAGGCCAAGCCCCAAGGAGCUGUAAGGAGUCCCCAAGGAUUAGAACUUGCCCUCCCUUCCCGGGACAGUGAGGUCCUCAGUCCCGGGGCUGAUGAAUCCUUUGCAGUGAGCCACAAAGACUCGCUGGAGGCCAGCCCGGUGCUGGAGGAUAACUCCUCGCACAAAACCCCUGACUCCCUGGAGCCCAGCCCUCUCAAAGAAUCCCCUUGCCGAGACUCUCUUGAAAGCAGCCCGGUGGAACCAAAGAUGAAGGCUGGCGUGCUCCCCAGUCACUUUCCUCUUCCUGCAGCCAUGGCGAAGGCAGAACUCUUGGCGGAGGUGGCCUCUGUGCGGUCCAGGCUGCUCCGAGACCCUGACGGCAGUGCUGAAGAUGACAGUCUGGAGCAGACGUCACUCAUGGAGAGCUCAGGGAAGAGCCCGCUGUCUCCCGACACCCCCAGCUCGGAAGAAGUCAGCUAUGAGGUGACCCCCAAAGCCACAGAGGCAAGCACCCCCAAACCAGCCGUGAUUCAUGAGUGUGCAGAGGAGGAUGAGUCAGAGAACGGGGAGAAAAAGAGAUUCACACCCGAAGAGGAAAUGUUUAAAAUGGUAACUAAGAUCAAAAUGUUCGAUGAACUUGAGCAAGAAGCAAAGCAGAAAAGGGACUGCAAAAAAGAAGCCAAGCAAGAGGAGUCUUCGUCAGCCUCUGACCCAGACGCUGACUGUUCAGCAGGCGCCGAUGAGGCCACCCCCUUGGAGCGUGCUCGGGGAGAAGGUGAUGUCCCCGUGGUGGUAACGUUGGAGAGCAGGAAGACUUCUUCCUCCUCGGAAAGUGAACCUGAGUUGACACAGCUGAAGAAAGGUGCUGACUCUGGCCUCUUACCAGAACCUGUGAUUCGAGUACAGCCUCCGUCCCCGCUUCCAUCCAGCAUGGACUCCAAUUCCAGUCCCGAGGAAGUACAAUUCCAGCCUAUAGUUUCCAAACAAUAUACUUUCAAGAUGAGUGAAGAUCUUCAGGGAGACGCAGGUCAACCAGAAGGAACAGACUGUGAAUCUCGUAGCCCUGGAGACAGUCAUAGUGUUUGCACCAAUGGGCCAGAUAUGUCUUACAAUGAUCUAAAUAAAGAUGCUAAUCAACCAAAAAUCUGCGAGGGCCAUGGGUGUGAGGCUGGGAGUCCCAGCUGCUUGGCCACACCCGUUGCUUCGGCUCUCCAGAGUUCCCCUGGUGGUGAUGUCACUGACCAGCAAGGUGUCCAGAAGGAAUCAGUUCUCCAAGACAUUGAUGAAAAAGACACAAAUAGAGAGGAGAUCGAUAUUUCUAAAGCAGAAUCCCCCCAAGUAGAUUGCCCCAGUGCAAGUUCAUCAUCUUUGGCCUCUUUGCCUCAUUGUCCGGCAUCCACUGGAAAAGAAUUAGGUGUAGACAUAGCCUCUGCAUCUUCUACUACAAAAAUGGAGCUCACAAACACUGAGGAAACUUUGGAGGACCUCGCAAAAGACCAUUCUACUCAAGGCUCAUCGGUUACGGCUCAGAUAGACAGAUUGUCUGCAGAUGUUCUGGCCUCUGGCCUGGCUGAAACUGAUGACAUUUAUGACCCUGAAAUCAUAAGUCCUUAUGAAAAUGUCCCUUCCCAAUCCUUUUUCUCUAGUGAAGAAAACAAAACCCAAACAGAGACAGGACACACAACUUUUCACUCUUCUGAAAUGUAUUCCGUUACCAUCACGUCCUCUGGUGAAGACGUAGUGACGAGCUCCUCCAGUAGGACUCUUUUGAGUAGAGAAUCUAAUUUGCAGAGCGAGAACUCAGAAAUAACAUCCGAACAAGAGAGUGCCUUGUGGGAAAUGCAAUCAGACAGAGCCCCCUCAUCAUCAGAGUCCACUACAACAAAUACAUCAAUAGUUGUUGGUGAGCAAAUAAGCAAAGUCAUCAUCACAAAAACUGACGUGGAUUCUGAUUCGUGGAGUGAAAUCCGUGAGGAUGAUGAAGCCUUUGAGGCUCGAGUGAAGGAGGAGGAACAAAAGAUAUUUGGUCUGAUGGUAGACAGACAAUCACAAGGUACCACUCCUGACACCACUCCUGCCAGGACCCCAACUGAAGAGGGGACCCCAACCAGUGAGCAAAAUCCGUUUCUCUUUCAGGAAGGAAAAUUGUUUGAGAUGACCCGAAGUGGUGCCAUUGACAUGACCAAAAGGUCCUAUGCGGAUGAAAGUUUUCACUUUUUCCAAAUUGGGCAAGAAUCUAGGGACGAGACACUCUCUGAAGACCUGAAGGAAGGGGCUGCUGGGUCUGAGUCCCCACAACCGGAGACAUCGCCUGGGUCCCUAGCACUUUCAGAGUCAAAGGAAACAGUGGAUGAAGCAGACUUACUUCCCCAUGACCUGAGUGAGGAAAUAGAGGAAACUUCUGCUUCAGAUGCUCAGCUUGACUCCUCAAUGGGGAUCUCAGCCUCCACUGAAACAUCAACCAAAGAGGCUACUUCUUCAGGGACGGAGGAUGUCCUCACCACACACACGGGCGAUACACCCCCUCUGUCCAGUGUGAAGCAGACAUCUUGCUCUGAAUCCCCUGAACAGGUUGUCCAAGUUCAGUUAGAUUUUUCUACAGUCACUCGGUCUGUGCAUUCAGGGCGGGAUGAUGAAUCACCCGAUUCUUCCCCAGAGGAACAGAAAUCAGUCAUUGAAAUCCCUACUGCACCCAUGGAGAACGUGCCUUCCACUGAAAGCAAAUCCAAAAUUCCUGUUAGGUCUCUAGCCAUCUCAACCCCAGCACCUCCAUGUACAGAGGGCAAGCGUUCCCUUUCGGAAGACUUUGUGUCCAGCCUGGAUGAGGAAAGCAAAGAUGAAACAAAACCAAAGUCUAAAGUUCCCAUCAGAGCAUCCAUCCAAAGAGUCGAACAGCAGCUUUCGCAUCCAGACUCAUCUCUCCAGCAGACGGGGGCUCCUCAGGGACAGGACAUGACCGGCAGAGUGUCGGACAGUAGGAGCAAAUCUGAAUCGGAUGCCAGUCCUUUGGACUCCAAGAGCAAAUGUCCAGUGAAAACUAGAAGUUACACUGAGACAGACACACACAGUGGAGAGCGGGAAGAGGGGCUUGAGUUAGAGUCAGAAGAAGGGGCCGUAAGACCAAAGAUGUUUGCAUCCCGCCUGCCAGUUAAGAGCAGAAGCACCAACUCAUCCUCCAGAGGGGCUAUGAGCCCCACCAAAGAAAGUAAGGAGCAUUUCUUUGACAUUUACAGGAACUCCAUAGAAUUCUUUGAGGAGAUCAGUGACGAGGCUUCCAAGUUAGUGGAUAGACUCACACAGUCAGAAAGGGAGCAGGAAUUAGUUUCAGACGAUGAAAGCAGUAGUGCCCUCGAUGUGUCAGUAAUCGAAAAUCUGCCACCCGUUGAGACCGAGCACUCAAUUCCCGAGGACAUCUUUGACACAAGGCCCAUUUGGGAUGAGUCCAUUGAGACUCUGAUUGAACGCAUCCCUGAUGAAAAUGGCCAUGACUCUGCUGAAGAUCAACAGGAUGAGCAGGAACGGAUCGAGGAAAGGCUGGCUUAUAUUGCUGAUCACCUGGGCUUCAGCUGGACAGAACUGGCACGGGAGCUCGAUUUCACCGAGGAGCAGAUUCAUCAGAUCCGCAUCGAGAACCCUAACUCCCUGCAAGACCAGAGCCACGCACUGUUGAAGUACUGGCUGGAACGGGACGGGAAGCAUGCAACAGAUACCAGUCUCAUCGAGUGUCUCACCAAGAUCAACCGCAUGGAUAUCGUGCACCUCAUGGAGACCAGUGCAGAGCCCCUGCAGCAGCGCCUCAGUCACAGCUAUGCCGAGAUGGAGCAGACCAUCGCCCUGGACCACAGCGAAGGAUUCUCGGUGCUUCCAGAGGAACUCUGCACUGUGCCACGCAAGCAGAAAGAAGAGCCAGCUGCUUGUAAAGAAAGCGAGUCCUCCGAUCACCCUCCCAUUGUCUCUGAGGAAGACAUUUCUGUCGGCUAUUCCACUUUCCAGGAUUGCAUCCCCAAAACUGAGGGGGACGGUGCAGGCACAGAGCCCUUUCCUCACACUCCCAAGGAGCAAGUGCAACAGGAUUUCUCAGGGAAAAUGCAAGACCUGCCUGAAGAGUCACCUGCUGAACGUCAGCAGGAAUACUUCGUGACAUCCCCAGGGACAGAGGUGUCAGAACCCCCACGGGCCACGGCAGCCUCGGGCUCCCCCAGCCAGACCCCUGAGGAAGUCAGUACCCCUCCUGACGGGGAGAGGCCCUACCUCCAGACCCCGGCCCCCAGCGAGUGCGGAGACUCCCCCAUCAUACAAGAACCCGAGGAAUCCCCAGAGCUCAAGGAGGAACACUCCCCCCAGAAAACCAGCCUGGUGAUCAUGGAGUCCACUGAUGAGCAGCCCCGGGCCGUGGAACAACUCGAUGAAGAUGCAGCUUUUGUAAAGGAGCUAACGCAAGAAUUAGGUGAGCUGGAGGUCAGCUCAGAUGAGGAAGCGAUGGUCACUACCAGGGUGGUUCGCCGGCGAGUGAUCAUUCAGGGAGACGAUAUGCCUGAUAUACCCCCGGAAACAGUCACACAAGAAGAGUACGUCGAUGAGCAGGGACACACGGUGAUAAAGAAGGUUACCAGGAAGAUCAUCAGGCGGUACGUCUCCUCGGAUGGCACUGAGAAGGAGGAGAUCACGAUGCAGGGAAUGCCCCAGGAACCGGUGAGCCUGGAGGACGGAGACGGUUAUUCCAAAGUCAUAAAGCGCGUUGUCCUGAAGAGCGACUCGGCACAGUCAGAGGUGACUUUGUCUGAGCCCAGCAUUUUGUGCAGUACCUCACAGUUUCAGGCUGAACCAGUGGAAGGCCGUAGAGUCAGCAAAGUUGUUAAAACAACUGUGGUUCAUGGAGAGAGGAUGGAGAAACACCUGGGGGAUGCUAGUUUAGCCGCUGAUCUUCCUUCAGCCAAAGAUGACUUUGAAGAGGCUCUGAGUUACACAGGUAGCCGCCUGAAAGUCCACUUGCCCAGUUUAGUAGAGAAUGAAAUACUGAAAGAGGAUGGAUCCGUAAUUAAGAGGACAACAAUGAGUAAGGCCAGUACACAGAAGAAGGCUGUGGUGAAGGACCAGCACGGAAAACGCAUUUACCUGGAGCACCUGGAGGAUGUACCGGAAGCACUAGACCAGGAUGACCUCCAGCGCGACCUCCAGCGCCUCCUUCGGCAUUUCAGCAAGGAGGACUCCAAGCAAGAGGCCAAAUGAGGGGCCGCCCAGUUCUCACCCCAGCAACCACAUUCACUCAAUAUGCAACUUCCCGAUUCUCUAGCGGAGCAACCUAGCAGGCCUAAUCCACGGGCUACCUGGCAGUUCCACUUUUAGCAAACACACUGCGUUUUAUUUCAGUUUCCCCCCAAUCCUCUUUAACUGUAAGCUAAUUUGUGACCAAAGAUAGCAUCCCUCAUUCUGGAUGCUGUAUCCACUUCCCUGUUGGGUCUGUGCUAACCUGGGAACUGGCCACCCAUUCGUUCUUGGCUUCUGCACAAGCUCCAUGGAAAUCCAUUCAUCAGAAGAACUUCACCCGCAGACCUCUUCAAGUGACGGUGUCUCGGAGUCUCUGGGAGGGACAUCCGUGUACAAUGUAUAUAGCUAAAAUGCUCAGAUGAAUGACCUGUUAAAAUUUAAACCACUGCCUAUCAUAACUACACUGGGCAUCAAGGAAUAAAACGCCUCUAGAAAUGGCUGGACCGUGGCUAAUCAAGAUAUUGCUAACACAAUCGAGUGAUAACACAGUUCUACCGCCAAGAAGCACUUCAGACGUACCACGUCCUUAGAACUUCCAGAGUAGCCAUGGCUCCUAGUUAAAGAUGGGUUGUUAACCUCCAGGAGCUUCCCUCACUACACCCUGGUGCUGGUGCGGCCCAGCCAUGGCUUCUCACUCUCCCCCAGCCAGUCUGAGGAGGGCAGGAAGGGAGCAGAUGGCAGACAUCGAAGCAAUGAGGUAUCAGCUGCUGGGAGCUACGCGCUGUGGCUUUCUGGCAUCUUCAGGUCUUUUCGAUUUUGGACACGUUGGCAGGGUAUUUUAAAAAGCUAUAACUACUGUAGUUUUUCCAGUUUUCAUUGCUGCUUUAGCAAACCACGCUGUCUUAUUGGUGGCGCCAUCUUCAGGCCACUGCACUGUACAUAACUCAAUUGGAAACGAAAUUUACCUACCACACAAAAAGUUCAACUCCUCCCGCCAUGUCGGAGCAGUUUCAUUUUUUUUUUUUCCUCCCUGUUUAUAUCUUCUCUAAUACCUGCAUGGAGCAUUGAAAGCAUUGGAACCAUAGUCACAACCCCUCUUCUGAUCUCAUUCAUGAAUGGGUUUCAUUCUUUUUACCAGGAAGUAAGCACUUUUCAACGUUUCAGCUCAGUCUGUUUUUUAGCUUGCAGACAAGGUUGAGACACCCUGACAAAUUUGGUCAUGGUUAAUAAUAACAUUUUUUUGGUUUAUUUAUUUGAAGCCCAAACUCCCUGGGGAACUCUGAAGUGCGUGUGUGCAUUUUCUCGUUCGUUUGUUUCCAAGAAUGGACCUGAAUAAUCUGAGUGAUUUCCACGUCCGCUUCCUUAUUUCUCUAGUGGUUGAAGCUGUGUAGCAUUUUAACAUAUAUAUAUAUUCACAAAUAUAUUCCUAUAAACAGUAUACAUUUUGAAUCAGUUAUUUGUUAAAGAAAAGUAUAUUCAACAAAGAUGAAAUUAAAAAACAACCAACACCAACCGCCCCAGAGGCUCUCCUCCAGGGCUUGAACGAUUUCCAACCCGAUCUGGUCUUUUCCUGUUGUGCAAAAGUGACUCGUGGCUCCAAAUGUCGAGAACAUAUGCAACAAACAAUGGUUCUUCAUCAUUUCAAGUAACGUUGCCAAGAGAGAGCAUUUCCCAGGAGGGAGGUUUCCCACAAGCCGACUCUUCCUAAGCCUCAGACGCUAGCACUUUCUGGCAGUUGAAUGGGAAAUCAAGCUUCCCUGGGCGGCCCCAUGAGCGAGGCCCAGGGCGAAGCAUCCUGAGACACACCACCACGGCCUGCUUGUCAAUCCCUUCACGGGAGCUCCGGAAAAGCAUUCUGUCGUGUUCCUUGCAGUGCAGAUGAUGUCUGUGUAACAACAUAAUGGUUAUUCACCUUCUUUGAUUUUGAUUUUUGCUGUGUAAUCAAAAAACUUGAAUACUGUGAGAAGAAGUGAAUUUUCAGUUGAUGAAUCAGCAUCUUGUUCCCAUGGUGAUAACACUAAUUGAAUAUAUCUAUGAGGGCAUGUAUUAGUUAAUGGAAAAAAAAUACAGCACUAACAAUACAUAGCUGCAAUGUGUACAAUGGCUGAUUUAACUCAAUAAAAUGUACAAGUGUUCAGUGUGGCAACCGUGAUGUGUUCUUCUUUAUCACCGGUCCGUGAUUUCAGGAGAGAAGAGAGUUCUAAUGGGAAGAGACAGAUGAGAAACUUGGAAUAUUUUGGGAAAUGGAAGGGUCGUUUUUCUGCCUGUUAUUAAAAAUGCAAGGUGUUAUCUCUAGCUUAGGGGUGGAAAUAUUUUCAUUGUAAGACGGUAGCCUUUGUAUUUACCUGAAAGAGGGAAAUAAGGUGAGUGAAUUGUUGGAAAAACUCGGGAAUGGCUUUAAAAUAAUCUCAUCAACUAAACUCUUUAAAUAAAGGAUAUCUUAAAAUUGAGAGCAUGCUUGUGCGCGUGUGUGUGUGUGUGUGUGUGUGUGUGUGUGUGUGUGAGUGAGAGAGAGAGAGAGAGAGAGAGAGAGAGAGAUUUUUCAAGCCAUAAGAAGACCCAAAUAGCUUUUGUCUUGUGUUAAUUUAGUAUGUUGUAUGCCUGACAGUGCAUUAAGCACUGGGGCAGUGUGUGUGUGUGU
This is a messenger RNA of Talpa occidentalis (Iberian mole), 15728 nucleotides long. RefSeq names its product ankyrin 2 (gene ANK2). Gene Ontology annotation, molecular function: protein binding. Lineage: Eukaryota; Metazoa; Chordata; Mammalia; Eulipotyphla; Talpidae. Gene Ontology annotation, cellular component: T-tubule. The record is from RefSeq and is a predicted model, not a curated record. Gene Ontology annotation, biological process: signal transduction; protein localization to T-tubule; regulation of cardiac muscle contraction.